Oenanthe melanoleuca is the source of this 382-nucleotide messenger RNA. It is a transcript of the gene NHLH1, whose product is annotated as nescient helix-loop-helix 1. The record is from RefSeq and is a predicted model, not a curated record. The coding region runs from base 1 to 351 and encodes 116 amino acids. Lineage: Eukaryota; Metazoa; Chordata; Aves; Passeriformes; Muscicapidae. Gene Ontology annotation, biological process: regulation of transcription by RNA polymerase II. Gene Ontology annotation, molecular function: RNA polymerase II cis-regulatory region sequence-specific DNA binding; protein dimerization activity; DNA-binding transcription factor activity, RNA polymerase II-specific. The transcript has a single exon.
AUGAUGCUGAACUCGGACCAGGCUGCUCUGGACGCGGCCCCGCCGCGCUCCGGCCCCGACCCGGCUCCCGGCGCCGCUCCCGGUGCCGCCGGGCUGGCCCUGCCCGAGGAGCCGGCGCGGAAGGAGCCGCUGAGCCGCGAGGAGCGGCGGCGGCGGCGCCGGGCCACGGCCAAGUACCGCACGGCGCACGCCACGCGCGAGCGCAUCCGCGUGGAGGCGUUCAACGUGGCGUUCGCCGAGCUGCGGCGGCUGCUGCCCACGCUGCCGCCCGACAAGAAGCUGUCCAAGAUCGAGAUCCUGCGCCUGGCCAUCUGCUACAUCUCCUACCUGAACCACGUCCUGGAUGUGUGACCGUCCGUGUGUCUGUCCGUGUGUCCAUCUG